ACUGAAUGUAUCUUUCAACAUGGAAUUAAGGAGGAUAAUGUUUUGUUGUUUUUUUAUUUUAUAGAACAUUAUAAACACCACUGGUUCCCAGAAAAGCCAUGCAAGGGAUCAGGUUACCGAUGUAUCCGGAUCAACCAUAAAAUGGAUCCUCUCAUUGGACAGGCAGCACAGCGGAUUGGAUUGAGCAGUCAGGAACUGUUUCAGCUUCUUCCGAGCGAACUCACUCUCUGGGUUGACCCGUACGAAGUGUCCUAUCGCAUUGGAGAGGAUGGCUCCAUCUGUGUGCUGUAUGAAGCUGCACCAGCAGGAGGUAGCCAAAGUAACACCAACAUGCAAAUGGUAGACAGCAGAAUAAGCUGUAAGGAGGAACUUCUCUUGGGCAGAACUAGCCCUUCCAAAAGCUACAAUAUGAUGACUGUAUCAGGUUAAGAUAUAGUCUGUGGAUGGAUCACCUUAAAAUGGAUGGAUAAAUUUGGUUUUUACUUUGGGUGGGCACCUCUGGGGAUGGAUUACGGAAUUUAAACCAUGUCACAGCUGUGAAGAUCUGGCACACGUUAGAGUGGUAUACUUUAAAGUGACAGUGCCAUAGUUUGGACAGUACCUUUCAGUGAUUUAAUAGCCUGUGAGUCAAAAUGAUUGCAGCUUGCUAGGGAGUAAGAAGAUCUAGGAAGUGUCAGUUUUUCCAAGACAUCUGACUUAAUUUCUACACCAAUUUUCAACCCCGAUCUGUAUUUAUAAAGUGAUUCUCUGCAGUAGGUCUUGCAGAGUAAAUUUGCACUAUUACAUUUAUUAAUUGUUAGCAUUUUUGGCAGCUCAGUAACAAGACUUAUGAACACCAUAGUACUGGAAAUUUUAAUUUUCAGACUUUUACCUAGCACUUACAAAUAUGUAUAAAUGUACAUAAGAUAAAAUAGUAAGAAUGACCUGGGGAAAUGGUCAGAUCUUUACAUUGGCCUCAAAAGUAGCAAGUGAUCAGAAUCUGCCAUGGCAACAGGCUUUAAAAAGACCAUAUAAAGACACUGUCUGAACUGUGGUGUUAGCACCAGCCAGCUAUCUGUACAUUUGCUAGCUUGUAGUUUUCUAAGACUGAGUAAACUUCUUAUUUUUAGAAAGUGGAGGUCUGGUUUGUAAUUUCCUUGUUCUUAAUUGGGUAAAAGUCUUUUCCACAAACCACCAUCUAUUUUGUGAACUUUGUUAGUCAUCUUUUAUUUGGUAAAUUAUGAACUGGUGUAAAUUUGUACAGUUCAUGUAUAUUGAUUGUGGCAAAGUUGUACAGAUUUCUAUAUUUUGGAUGAGAAAUUUUUCUUCUCUCUAUAAUAAAUUGUUUCCUAUCUUGGCAUUUUAA
This is a messenger RNA of Ficedula albicollis (Collared flycatcher), 1345 nucleotides long. It is a transcript of the gene BTG1, whose product is annotated as B-cell translocation gene 1, anti-proliferative. Gene Ontology annotation, biological process: negative regulation of mitotic cell cycle; negative regulation of cell population proliferation. The annotation marks the transcript as partial. The record is from RefSeq and is a predicted model, not a curated record. Gene Ontology annotation, cellular component: nucleus; cytoplasm. The transcript has a single exon. Lineage: Eukaryota; Metazoa; Chordata; Aves; Passeriformes; Muscicapidae.